Molecule: messenger RNA, 1413 nt
Organism: Chrysemys picta bellii (western painted turtle)
Lineage: Eukaryota; Metazoa; Chordata; Testudines; Emydidae
Gene: PTRH1
Product: peptidyl-tRNA hydrolase 1 homolog
Molecular function (GO): peptidyl-tRNA hydrolase activity
Source: RefSeq, a predicted model, not a curated record
UCGCAGUGGGCGUGACGCUUUAGAAGCGGAGAGGCUGCUCCUAAGGGGUGCUUGUGGCCUGAGGUCUCAGCGGCGCCCAGUCGGCCGCUCGGCUGGGGGAAAGCGGGGGAUGCUGCGGCCGCUGCCCAAGCGCCUCGGGAGGUUACUGAGCCGCACCAUGAGCCACCGCGAGGCCGAUCCGCGCGCCGCCGGGAAGCGGGUCCUGGUGGCAGGGCUGGGGAAUUAUGGGCUGCGAGGAACCCGACAUAACGUGGGAAUGGCGGUGCUCAAUCAUCUGGCCCAGAAGUUGAACGUCGCUGCCCAGUGGAAAGUGGACAGACGCUGCUGUGCAGACGUGACCAUCACUAAUGUGGAGGAAGCAGAGCUGGUGCUGAUGAAACCUCGGCGGCUCAUGAACAUCAAUGGACUCAGUGUAGCAAGCGCUGCUGAAACUUACGACCUCGGGGUAGAAGACAUUUACCUGGUUCACGACGACCUGGACAAGCCGCUGGGGAAGAUGGCGAUAAAGCUGGGAGGCAGCGCAAGGGGGCAUAACGGGGUCCGUUCCUGCAUCAGCUCCCUGCACUCAGACUGCAUGGUGCGGCUCAGGGUUGGCAUCGGCCGGCCGGUGGGGGAAGCCAUGGUGGAUCGCUACGUGCUGGGCCGGUUCACCAGCGCUGAGCACGAGGUCCUGCAGCGCAUCCUGGAGCAGGCGGCCGACCUCCUGCUGGAACACAUCCUGCAGAGGAGCAGCGGCAAGGACCACACGCCCCCUGGCGACACGGGGGACAGGACACCUCCUUAACCCCAGGAGCUGGGGGAGUUUUUAUGAAUAUGGUGCUGACGGAAAGCAGUGGUCCUGGACUCCUUCAUGGGCCUCUGGGCACAGCUGCCGGGGUGGGCUGGGGGAGCUAAGCAGAGAGCACUGACCCCAGGAAGCUCCUGGCAAUGAAACUGGUGGGGGAGGUGGCGGACUGCCAAGCAGGUGCUAUUCCUGCACCCCCCCUGCACCCCCCUGUCAGGUGACAGGCUUCUCCCAACCCCACUAGCGCUGGCAAAGGCAGCCCGGUAGAUGGCUUGGCUCCACCUGGCCAAGUGCCCGUGCCUGGCGCUGCAGCACCAUGGGGAGUAAGGAGGAGCCCGAGAGAGACUCCAAGCCCCAACCAGGCUCCACCCCAGACCCCAGCUGGAGGCUUGUCGUGGUCAGGGGCGCCUGCCUCCUUGCCCAGCUUGGGAUCACUGUGUCCCAGCAGCACCUUGUCCCUGCCCCUGCAGAACAGGUCUGGGACUUGGUGUCUGGCCUGGUCUCAGCUUUGCCUUGUCCGUCCUUGGUCCCCAGCCAGGCACUUCAGUAACUCCAUCGUUUUAUAGGGCAGUUUUGCAUAGACUGUACAAUAAACCCAGGCGCCCAGUCGACACACGCUUUGCCAUCUA